GUUGAUUAUAACUCAUUAUGCCGCAGAAAAUGCAAAGACCCGGCAUGACUCGCACGCAUUCGCGAUCGUCGUCCGGCGGCUCGUCUAAACUUGCGCUGAACCUGCAGUUCACGCAGAAAGACCAGCUGCCGCCAAAGUUCACCGAUAAGACCAAGAAAAACGGUCUAGUGCACCAUGAGCCGCAGCAACGGACCACGUCUCCUUUUCCUCGGACAAACAGCAAGCAACGUGUCAGGUCGAGGGAACAUAUACAGCCUCUAGCACUCAAGAAACACGCGCCCUUGCCGCACGAUCUCAAACCUCGUGGUGGCAAGCACAAAGUCGAUUUCUCUAUCGCUAGUCCCAGCAGCGAUGAUGAUGAAGACGAGUGGGUCUCCAGCGGGCAAGUGAGUCGUGAGGACUCGGACGCGGAAUCGGAUAAGGCCUCGCAGGUGGUCAAGACACCCAUCGCGGCAGAGCCUCCCCAACGCCUCCCCUCCCCUCCCCCACAGCCUCGCAUCGAAUCCCCUCGCCCGCAGCCUCCACCGCAACUUCCGAAGGUCGAUACGCCGGGAUUAGCUACGCCACGUGCAGAAUCGUCCCUAUCGCGAGUUCCGACCGCCCAACCCAAUGACUCCCUAGCGAAGGCUCCUCCCGCGCGCGUGCCUUCAGCGCCUCCCAGAUACGAGCAAUCAGAGGGGCAGCUCGUGGACGAGCGAUCCAAGACCCCCACAUCCCCGCACCGCCCGAGACCGCAAUCGACAUCCAAACGCCAGAGUAUGUCCCGCCCGCCAUCCAUGUACUCGGUCGGAAGCAGAGACGGCUCGCUCCGGCCACAUCCACUCAUCAGAGGUCACUCGUAUGGCCAGGGCAAGCCUGCGCCCCUUGCGCCGCUCACGACAGUCACGGCGGACACCGCUUCCGCGAAGCUGUCGUCAUCCGUUUCCCCGCCUUCCUCUGCGGUGGGAAAGUUCACAUCCUCGCCCUCCUCCCCCGAGUCCCUGCGUUCCCCUUCCCAGGCAUCCCUGCGGCGCACGUCCAUCUCGUCCGCUCGCUCUGUCAACACCCUGCCUGGCACCGCUGCGCCCUCACAUACCGCAGGCCGCUCCGGCCACGAUCGUAACCGCACGCUCUCCACCAUAUCUUCCUCUUCUACCGGGUCGAUGGCCGCUUUGUCUUCGCUCGCACACAACCACCUCCCUCCCGCCUCUCGGCCCGCCACCCCUUCGUACAUCUCACACUUCCCCCCACCCCCGCCGAAUAUCGAGUCGAUCCACCCGCUGCUCCCUCCGCCGUACCUCAGCACCCACCUCACAGUGGUUGCAUACCGCAAUCCGAUCCAGGAGUCAUUCGACCGGGUCGUUAGGGCGAAGCAGCAGAUGGCGCGAUGAGAACGCGUUCCGAAUAUCAUUAUUGCAGUACCUGUUAUAUGACAAUCUGACAUUGCUUUCCAGCUGUCUGACAACAACAUGCAUGCCUUUGGACGUUACAUAAUGAAGACUAUAGGACUCCCUUUCAUGACGCUGGUGUUUGUACUCGUAGAUUCAUGCAUUAUUUAUGGCGACCGGUGAACUUCCAAUCCC
Messenger RNA from Gloeophyllum trabeum ATCC 11539, 1562 nucleotides. RefSeq lists its product as uncharacterized. Lineage: Eukaryota; Fungi; Basidiomycota; Agaricomycetes; Gloeophyllales; Gloeophyllaceae. The coding region runs from base 18 to 1370 and encodes 450 amino acids. The transcript is spliced from 3 exons. The record is from RefSeq and is a predicted model, not a curated record.